AUGCCUCCAAAAGCUGACUGGGACAAAUAUGUCGCUCCUGACGAGGAUGACGAUAAGAAUCAGGAUAAUGUCGUACCAUUGACCGAAGGCGACAUCCAAGUGUUGAAGACAUAUGGAGCAGCACCUUAUGGAGAAGCUUUAAAGGAGAUUGAAAAGGACUUAAAGACCAUAGAAGAUCGCAUAAAAGAGUCUGUGGGGAUCAAAGAGAGUGAUACUGGAUUGGCACCACCUCAUUUAUGGGAUGUCAUGGGAGAUAAACUACGGGCCAAUGAAGAGCAACUGCUUCAAGUUGCAAGAUGUACUAAGAUCAUUCAGGCUUCUAACACUACAACAUUAUUACAGAAUGCCGAUACUAAAGCCAAAUAUGUGAUCAAUAUCAAACAACUUGCUAAGUUUGUCGUUGGAUUGGGAGAACGAGUUUCCCCCACAGAUAUCGAAGAAGGUAUGAGAGUUGGUGUGGAUAGACAUAAAUAUGAGAUCCAAUUACCAUUGCCUCCCAAGAUUGAUCCUAGUGUUACGAUGAUGACAGUGGAAGAGAAGCCAGAUGUUACUUAUAGCGAUGUAGGGGGGUGUAAGGAACAGAUUGAGAAGCUAAGAGAGGUUGUUGAAUUACCAUUAUUAUCACCAGAAAGAUUUGUUAAAUUAGGUAUUGAUCCUCCCAAGGGUAUUCUUUUGUAUGGACCUCCAGGUACAGGGAAGACCUUGUGUGCACGUGCUGUUGCCAAUAGAACUGAUGCUACUUUCAUUAGAGUAAUUGGAUCUGAAUUGGUUCAGAAAUAUGUUGGUGAAGGGGCUAGAAUGGUUAGAGAAUUAUUUGAAAUGGCCAGAACCAAAAAGGCAUGUAUUAUUUUUUUCGAUGAAGUUGAUGCUAUUGGUGGAGCCAGAUUUGACGAUGGAGCUGGUGGUGAUAAUGAAGUUCAAAGAACCAUGUUGGAGUUGAUUACUCAAUUGGAUGGGUUUGAUCCUAGAGGUAAUAUUAAGGUGAUGUUUGCAACCAAUAGACCCAAUACAUUAGAUCCUGCCUUAUUGAGACCUGGGAGAAUAGACCGGAAAGUGGAGUUCUCAUUACCGGAUUUGGAAGGUAGAGCCAAUAUCUUUAGAAUUCAUUCCAAAACCAUGAGUGUAGAAAAGGGAAUUAGAUGGGAAUUGAUAUCAAGAUUAUGUCCUAAUGCUACAGGAGCAGAGUUAAGAUCAGUGUGUACUGAAGCAGGUAUGUUUGCUAUUAGGGCCAGACGGAAGGUUGCCACUGAAAAGGAUUUCCUUAAAGCUGUUGAUAAGGUUAUUAAGGGUAACUUGAAGUUCAGUUCCACCAGUCAGUACAUGCAAUAUAAUUGA
This is a messenger RNA of Lizanozyma spartinae, 1335 nucleotides long. RefSeq names its product proteasome regulatory particle base subunit (gene RPT1). Gene Ontology annotation, cellular component: proteasome regulatory particle, base subcomplex. Gene Ontology annotation, molecular function: proteasome-activating activity; ATP hydrolysis activity; ATP binding. Lineage: Eukaryota; Fungi; Ascomycota; Pichiomycetes; Serinales; Debaryomycetaceae. Bases 1 to 1335 code for a protein of 444 amino acids. Gene Ontology annotation, biological process: proteasome-mediated ubiquitin-dependent protein catabolic process. The record is from RefSeq and is a predicted model, not a curated record. The transcript has a single exon.